AUGCAAGGAAACUCAACCCGUGCUCUCGCCGAUGCGAAAUGGAUGAUCGAGUAUGCGGCCUGGGUCAACAGCGGGAUACUUGCGAAAAGCUCUUAUAAACUCCUGCAAAGAGGAAGCUACCCAAAAAACCGAGAUCCGAAUCGAUCCUUUGGAGAAACUUCCAACCGAGAUCACAAACAGGAUUAUCGAAUUGCUACUAAAAAGACCAAAGGUCUCACGUCUACCUGGGUCAAAGUGUGGCGUGAACAAAAGACCAAUUAUGUCAAUAUCUGGAAGAUUUUAUCUGUUGAUGACACUGAACUACCUGACGAAGCCCACUAUAUUGCUCCCCACGUGAAAUACCUGACAUUUAAUACCCCAAAGACGAAAGUACGCGCCAAAUACUUGCAGGCUCUGAAACUGCAGCGUUUCAGCAAAAUUCGUUCAGUAGUAAUGACAGAUGACUGA
Molecule: messenger RNA, 447 nt
Organism: Zychaea mexicana
Lineage: Eukaryota; Fungi; Mucoromycota; Mucoromycetes; Mucorales; Lichtheimiaceae
Exons: 2
Coding region: 1-447 (148 amino acids)
Source: RefSeq, a predicted model, not a curated record